Paramecium octaurelia is the source of this 658-nucleotide messenger RNA. NCBI's taxonomy places the organism in Eukaryota, Ciliophora, Oligohymenophorea, Peniculida, Parameciidae. The record is from the annotation of a GenBank genome assembly.
AUGAUAAGAAUUCAAUAGCGAAAUACCACAAACCAUUAUAUUUAAACCACAUAAAUAUACAAAAAAAGAUAACAAUUAUUAAAAAGAGUGAGAUAUCAGAAUUAAUAUCAUCUUGCUCUUCAACUGUUUCAACAUUGAUAAAAAAAGGGAUGAUGAAGAUUUGAUUGAAAUUUACCCUAUAUUAUAUGAAAAGAAAGUCAAAAAAAAUGAAAAAAAGAAGAAUUAUACGAUUUUAAAUGCCUGGUUCAUUGCAUUUUUGAGAUUUGUAAAGUAUAGCAAUAUUUAAGCAGUUAAUUAAAUGUUAGAUUAGGACAAAUCUUAAAUCGUUCAAUGAAUAAGGGCAAUGUGCCAUCCAUAUAGGAGUGAUGAUACAAUCAAUUGAAAUGGUCAAAUUACUAUUAUAUUAUAGAGCUAAUUUAAAUGCAGGAGACUUCUUUCUUUAAAAACCACUUAUUUUGCUUUGGUGACUGAUAAUUUACAGAUACUUAGAUUGUUACUUGUUUUUAGAGCCUCUCCAUGGGAUCAAAAAUUAAGAGAUUAUUUCGUUUGUUGUAGAAGUGAAGAUGCAAACAAUCUUAUAAAACUAGCCUCAUAUCUUAAAAUAUAUAAUAAGGAUGCUGAGUGUUUAUUAAAUAUGGAAAAUAUCAAAUAACAAUGA